Molecule: messenger RNA, 1661 nt
Organism: Spodoptera littoralis (African cotton leafworm)
Lineage: Eukaryota; Metazoa; Arthropoda; Insecta; Lepidoptera; Noctuidae
Source: the annotation of a GenBank genome assembly
AUGGCUGAGUUUGACUUCACCGUACCCAUAGACGUCACGAUUAUAUAUGAAGAUAACGAAUCUUCAUUAGAAUACAACACUGAAGUACUAGAAAAUAUUGAGACUGACAACGACACAAAGGAUAUUGUCAUAGAGGAAACCAGCGUAGAUGAACGUAAUUGUGCAAGCCUCGCCAAAUUAAAUUUAAACAUAAAUGAUAGUCAAAUAAAUAUGCCCAUAUUAGAAGAAAUAAGUGGAUUAAAUAAUUCUGAAAAUAUUUUAAAUAAUAAUAAUAACUUUGAACAGUCAAAUAAAGAGCAUAUUGAUGCUGGUCACCUUGAACACGGAAACAAAACAAAUAGCAACAGUGACUUACUAAGUUCAGGUGAAAGUUUAGCCAAUGAAGAGGACAGUUUAUCUAUAGAGCCCGAACUAAAUAACCAUGAACCAAUCAACAGGGAAACUACACAUUCAUUAAAUAAGCUGUCGGAGCUAUUAGCUUUUGUUAUACAAUCACAUUAUCUUUAUUCACUAAAAAGAAACACCAUCUCCGAUACAGUCAAAUAUAACAAUAAAAAAAAGUUUGUUGAAGCUAAAGCCCAUUAUUUUGAUUUAGCAUUUGACAUAGUGGAGUCAAUAAUUAUACCUCAAGAACACAACCACAAUUUUAUUGAUAAAUUUUCAGAUAAUACUGUCAACAUAGCUAAUGGUAAAUCUUAUCCGUGGAGGUGUCAAAAAUCACAUAUAAAAUCAUUAUUAAAUCACUUAAUAAAAUGGACUAAACAAAAAAGAACACAUCUAAACAUCAACCGUGUGGCGAAUGAGUCUAAUCAAUAUGUCACUUUGAAGCAACAACUAUCCAGACCCUUAAAACCGUUUAGUAUACCUCAAUCUGAACCUGUACUUAAUAAUUGUAACACAGACCAUCAAAGUAAUAAUAAUAUCUGCAUCUUUUCUUCCGGUACUCCCGGCUCUGAAAUAAGUAUAAAUAUAAAUGCAGAGACAUUAAAAAGUGUUCAUAAAAAACAGUGCUCAACAGAGAAAACUGAUGGGGAUUAUGGCAACCACUUAUUAUAUGCCGAACCCCCACCAACAAAUAGGCCGAAAGUAAGAAAACCGCCACCACCGUACGAGCAGUAUACGUAUCAGAACAACUAUUCACCACCCCCGUACAAUACAUACAAUAUCUCUCAAACUAUACCUAAUAGCACACAAUAUCAAACAAAUAAACAGGUUCAUAGUACACAAAACUGUAUUAAUGGUAGGGAAGUACAGCGAAACCAUCAAACUCAAGUACAAUAUAUAAAUAGCAGUCAAAAAGGACAAUAUAUAAAUAACAGUCAAGGAAACAACUAUAACAACCAACAUUAUGCUUACUACGACAACAUGAACAAGCAAAUGCAUGAAAGACCUGUUCAUGCUCAAAACCGCAACCCUGUAGCAGGUCACGUCGGUACUUUCAACCACGCGCCAUUAGUCCGCUGCCACAUGUGUGGCAAGUAUAUAAUACCGCGGUACUCUCCCUAUAGUACACCUCCUUGCACUCUACCUUUCUGCAGUCACUUAUGCAAGGUAAUGAAUUACCAGAAUUACAAACCGGCAUGGCCCAGUAAUAUUUGAAAAAGUCUUGACGACUCCAAAAAGUGAACUUUAAAUUGGUAUUGCAUUUUAUGUGAUAAAAA